Cutaneotrichosporon cavernicola is the source of this 684-nucleotide messenger RNA. RefSeq lists its product as uncharacterized. Bases 1 to 684 code for a protein of 227 amino acids. The record is from RefSeq and is a predicted model, not a curated record. The transcript has 2 exons. Gene Ontology annotation, molecular function: riboflavin synthase activity. Gene Ontology annotation, biological process: riboflavin biosynthetic process. NCBI's taxonomy places the organism in Eukaryota, Fungi, Basidiomycota, Tremellomycetes, Trichosporonales, Trichosporonaceae.
AUGUUCACCGGCCUUGUUGAGCACCUCGCCACGAUCACGCACAUCGAGCCCGCCACGGCUAACACCGAGCAUAUUCUUACGCUCGGCCAUGCAGCACCGAUCCUCGAUGACUGUCAUGAGGGCGACAGUAUCUGCGUCAACGGCGCGUGCCUCACCGUCCUUACGUUUGAUACUGACAGCUUCAAGGUCGGUAUGGCGCCCGAGACGCUUCGUCGCACCAACCUCGGCGAACUCAAGGUCGGAGACAAGGUCAACUGCGAGCGCGCGAUGGCUGCCAAGAGCCGCUUUGGAGGGCAUGUCGUCCAGGGCCACGUUGAUGCUGUCGCUACUAUCAAGAGUGUCGUUCCGGACGGUGCAAGCUUGAGGUUUACCUUUGCUUUUGCAGAGGAGGCCGCACACCUCAUGCCCUACGUCGUCGAAAAGGGUUUCGUCACGGUCGACGGCGCAUCUCUGACCCUUACAGGGGUUAACGACGCCGACCUUAGCUUUGGCAUCAUGCUCAUUGCCCACUCCCAGGGCAAGCUUACCCUCACCGGCAAGAAGGCUGGGGACGCCGUGAACAUCGAGGUCGACUGUGUCGGCAAGUACAUCCUCGGCCACGAGAGCCGGAUGGCUGGCCUCGUCGAGCGCGUCGUCGACCGCCGGUUGGCUGAGCUCGGCCUCCUCAACCCCCGGCAACUGUAG